Messenger RNA from Phycomyces blakesleeanus NRRL 1555(-), 978 nucleotides. RefSeq lists its product as hypothetical. The record is from RefSeq and is a predicted model, not a curated record. The coding region runs from base 1 to 978 and encodes 325 amino acids. Gene Ontology annotation, molecular function: tRNA-specific adenosine-34 deaminase activity. Lineage: Eukaryota; Fungi; Mucoromycota; Mucoromycetes; Mucorales; Phycomycetaceae. Gene Ontology annotation, cellular component: cytoplasm; nucleus. The transcript has 4 exons.
AUGACAUCUAAAAAUAUUGUACCAGCAAAUGAAUGGCCUUUUAGAGAGGUUCUUUCUGAUGAACAAUCCAGAGAUUUAGAAACAGUAGAUGCCUACAUUACUAAUGUAGAGCCAAAGGAGACCAAUAAUGUGAUCAAAUUUAUUCAACGUUAUUUACCCCCUCUCGAAGGACUUGAGCAUUGCAAGCGUAUUAGACGCAGUGUUAUAUCAGAAAAAGGCAAGUGUAGUGCUAUUUCAUUGGAUGCACUUGAGAGUCUUGUUCGUGAACAUGAUAUGACUAAGGAGAUCAAACCAGCAGUUAUUCGAUUAUCAAAACACGCACCAAAGAAUAGACAGCAGUACGAGGCAUGGAAACAUUUGUGGCCAAUGACAUUUAGAGAAGAUACGCGAAAUGAUCCUAAAUUCACUUUAGAAGAGCUCGAGGCCAUAAAGGAGCAUAUGAAACAAUUGAUUGAUAAUAGCUGUGGUCAGAUGCGAGCGCGUAUUGUUGAUCCUAGUGGUAAAGUAAUGGCAGAAGAAAGUGACACUCGGGCAGAGACAGUUCAUCCGUUGCAUCAUGCAGUGAUGAACUGUAUUGAUACUGUUGGAUUCAAGGAGAGAGAGAUGGCAAGGUUGGUGGGGAGUAAUAGGCCUAAGCGCAAGGCACACCAAAUCUCGGAUGAAUUGGAGACCUUGGAAGAUUUCCAAUCGACUUCUGAGGCAACAGGGGCAUUAACAGAAGAACCGUCAAAGGCAGCCUACCUGUGCACUGGCUAUGAUAUAUACAUAACUCAUGAGCCAUGUGCAAUGUGUGCGAUGGCACUAGUUCAUUCGAGAAUUGCACGAGUUUUCUACAGUGUACCUACUAGAACAGGAUGUUUAGGGACUGUUUUAAAGAUACACUCUCAUCUAAGCCUUAAUCAUCAUUAUCGAGUAUACAUGGGCUUGCUUGAGAAUUAUACAAAAGAUUCUGUAGUAGAGUGUGAUUUCGAUGCAUGA